This is a messenger RNA of Porites evermanni, 1374 nucleotides long. The record is from the annotation of a GenBank genome assembly. NCBI's taxonomy places the organism in Eukaryota, Metazoa, Cnidaria, Anthozoa, Scleractinia, Poritidae.
AUGGUAAGUGUAGGCCCUCCACCUAAAGAAUACAAUAAAUUACAUGUAUCGUUAUCCUCGAGUGUUGAUUCAGCAGCUGUCAAUAGCAACACCAAGGAAGAAAAUGCACUUGACAUCCAAGACAUGCAAAUGGAAGAAGAGGAACAACCAAAAGGAUCAACAACAGACAGCGAGGAUAGCAAUCCUUCAUCACACACUUUUAUCAGUGAUGUUGAAGGUAGUGAUAGUGACGAGGAUAAACACAACAGUGAUACAGGUAAAAGUGUCCCACCCAAUAUGAGAUGGUAUAUUAAAAACGAUGGAAAUAAUUUGCACAUCUCCAAAGCUCUUAAAAUUCUGUUACCUAGGGACUACAUCUCAAAAGAAAGAUCUAGACAACACUGGGUAGGAAAAUCCCUUAUUCAAGCUUGGAAUAAGAUACAUAAAAGUGACGAUGUGAUCAGGUUCCGGAACGUGGCUGUCAGGGUCAAAUACAAGGUCGAGUUCUUGCACAUUCUCUCUAUACAAUCAGAGGAGGGGAAAGAACAGACAAGUGAAAAUUCGAAAAAUAAAGGGUCAGUGAGAGGUCGACCAUACACUGAAGUAGGUGAAGGUAAAUAUGAUGUUCCUUACAAGAUUCUAUUGACCAAGUGGAUUCCUCCAAAUAAAGUGCUUUCUGAAAUUGAAAUGGUGAAGAAUGAGGAUGGCACAUCUUCAUUAUCUGAGGACAGCAUUGCCAAACUGCAACUGAAAGAAAAAGACAGCUUGCUAGCACUGCAGAUACAAAUACUGAUGAUGACUACUAUGAAGUAGAAAACGUUUUAGAAGUAAGACUCAACAAGCAGUUCCACUCAGAAGAAUACAAAGUUACGUUUAAAGGAUACACCUCUGAUGAUGACAUGUGGCUGCCAAGCUCUGCUUUUAAAGAGCCUGUCACUUUCCACACUGUUUCAAAUAGGGGUCGUCCCAGAAAGGAAAGUAUAGAGAGAGGGAUCCUGAGGCUCCUGACACCCAAGGAAAGAAUCCGAGGGAGACUCCUACAAAGACUAACCUUAAAAGGAAACACGUCCACGAAUUAAAGACAGGUAAUAUAACUAUAUUCUUUUAUAAUUGGGAUAAUAGGAAUUGGAGUUGAUAACCUACCUGUCUUUGUAGCCAAUAUAAUAUCUUAUCUAGUUUGUUUAAGAUCACACAAAGGCAGCAACAGACAUUGAACACUGAUGCAAAUGUAAUCUGAUGUUAACGUCCUAGACAUUGUUGAUAGUAAUUUGAUUUGGGAGAUCAUAUUAUCGUUUAGACUGAAAUAAAAGCCUCUGACACCUAAUUUCUGUUAUCCUUUCAUAGGAAUAUACAGGAAAGAAGAAAAUAAAGCUCUUCAAAGAGGACUCAACCAAA